CUCCACAGUCCCCCACUUCCACUCCAAAACUCAGACAAAAAUAGAUAAGCUGUUGAGUUUCAGAAAGAAAGCCAAAUUUAGAGAGAAGAGAAGAGAAGAGAAGAGAAGAGUUCGGGGUUCGAGUUUGAAGGUUUGUUGGCGAAAGUUGAGGUCCGAACGUGGAACAAGCCUCGUUGACCGACCACAAGACUAGUUCUCUCCUUGUUUAUUGGGAAUUUCAACAGAAAAUGUCGGCGAUUCUAGGAAGAACUUUCUCUCCUUCCACCCAAUGCAUUCCUUCUUCAUUCAAUCAUCCUCCUCACGACAUGGCCAACAACACAGAAGAACCAGAAAAAAAUGAAGAAGAAAUCAAGAAUGGUGCCGCUGCUGCUGUUGGUGAAACUAGUAAACAUGAUGUUGAUGAUGAUGAUCAUGAUGGUCAUGAAGAUGAGAAAUUAUCUAGAGAAUUCAGUUCCCAUUCUGUUUGUUCCACUGAACACGAAGAUAAUUGUGAUGAGGAUGAAACUGAUGUUGAGACUGAUCGAGAAUUAGAAGUUGGUCCCCAGUUUUCUCUCAAAGAGCAGCUUGAAAAAGAUAAGGAUGAUGAGAGUUUGAGGAGAUGGAAGGAACAACUUCUUGGAUCUGUUGAUUAUGCUGCUGUUGGAGAAACUUUGGAACCUCAGGUAGAGAUUUUGAGUCUCACAAUUUUGUCACCUGGCCGACCUGAACUCGUCUUGCCGAUCCCAUUUGAACCGAAUGCAAAGGGGUAUGCAUUUUGUCUAAAAGAUGGAAGUCUUUACCAUCUCAAAUUCUCAUUCAAAGUCUCAAACAACAUUGUUUCUGGACUUAAAUAUACCAACACCGUCUGGAAAACUGGUGUGAGAGUUGAAAAUACAAAAGUGAUGCUUGGAACUUUUAGUCCUCAGCAAGAACCUUACACAUAUGAAUUAGCAGAGGAGAGAACUCCUUCUGGCAUGUUUGCAAGGGGUUCUUAUUCCGCAAAAACCAAGUUUGUGGAUGACGAUGGGAAAUGCUAUUUGGACAUCAGUUACUCUUUUGAAAUCCGGAAGGAAUGGCCAACACAAACUUGAGGUUUUUUUUAUUUUUUUCUUCAUUUUAUGACUAGCUUUUUUUGGAUUGCCCAAUUCAGGGAUGCUGUUCCGCUAAUGAAAAUGUUGUAAUCUUAUAAUCAAAGCUCCGGGGGCCAAAUCUCUAUAACCCAUUUGCUGAUCUUAUUCAUUAUCUCUUCUAUUCAGUAAAAGAAGUUUAAUUAGGCAUACAUGGAUGGAUAAAAUUUGAAACAUAUAAGAUCUGUGAUCGUCAAAGAUUCCUCUUUGUAUGCCUUUUGAAACAUUGUUCUUUAUUGGACUUGAGAUAUUUUAAAGCGAUUUCUUUCCACCUCUCUCUCCCAGUCCAUUCUUUUGCAGAGUUGUUUAUUUACAAAGAAUUUGUUGCUUCUUUUUUGUUGAUUCUUUUUGAAAGUAAUUACUGUCUUUUAUAUCAA
Papaver somniferum (opium poppy) is the source of this 1483-nucleotide messenger RNA. Its product is annotated as rho GDP-dissociation inhibitor 1-like. Gene Ontology annotation, biological process: Rho protein signal transduction. Gene Ontology annotation, molecular function: protein binding; Rho GDP-dissociation inhibitor activity. The transcript is spliced from 5 exons. Gene Ontology annotation, cellular component: cytosol; membrane; cytoplasm. The record is from RefSeq and is a predicted model, not a curated record. Lineage: Eukaryota; Viridiplantae; Streptophyta; Magnoliopsida; Ranunculales; Papaveraceae. Bases 228 to 1070 code for a protein of 280 amino acids.